AUGCCUCCUCCCCAGCGAGUCCUCGGCAGAGAUGGCCCGGAGGUCUCGGCCAUCGGUCUGGGUUUUGGGAGUAUCGCCGGAUCCUAUGGACCAGCUGGCACUCUUGAAGAGAAAGUGGCCCGUCUAGAACACGCACAUGCCACAGGACUCCAUUUCUGGGAUAUGGCUGAUAUCUACGGCGACAGCGAGGACGUCGUCGGAGAGUGGAUCAAGCGAUGUGGCAAGCGCGAUGAUAUCUUCUUGUGUACCAAGUUUGGCCUCCUACGUCAAGGUGAAGGACCAUUCACGUUUCGGUCUGAUCCCGAGUACAUCAAGACUGCUUGUGAAAGGAGCCUCCAGAGACUUGGAGUAGACACUAUUGACCUUUACUACUGCCAUCGGGUGGAUGGUGUCACACCUAUUGAGAAGACCAUACGAGCUAUGGUGGAAUUGAAGAACCAAGGCAAAAUUCGGUAUUUAGGCCUGUCAGGGGUCUCGACGGCUACGCUGGGUCGGGCACAUGCUGUCCACCCUAUCACGGCCCUUCAGAUGGAAUACAGCCUCUUUAGACUCGAGAUCGAAUCUUCCACCUCGGAUAUUCUGAGAACCUGCCGUGAGCUAGGUGUAUCUAUCGUGGCCUAUAGCCCUAUUGGACGAGGUAUUCUGUCGGGUCAAUUUCAAUCCCACGAAGACAUUCCCGCUGGUGACUUGCGUCGCAUAUUACCCAAGUACUCGGAGGAAAACUUCCCCCAGAUUCGAAAGUUGGUACGAGGCCUGCAGGAUGUGGCCAACUCUCAUGACUGUACUCCCGCACAGGUUGCUCUUGCGUGGCUGUUGGCGCAGGGGCCGGAUAUUGUUCCCAUCCCUGGUACGAAGUCGACUGCUAGGAUGGAUGAAAAUGCGGCCUCGGCGCUUCUUCAAUUGAGCGAACAAGAAGUGCGAGAGAUUCGGAGCCUGGUGGAGCGAAUUGAUAUCAAGGGUACUCAGUACCAUGCCACUAUGAUGGCCACACUCUGCACAGACGCUCCACCGCUGGAGGUGUAG
This is a messenger RNA of Penicillium daleae, 1023 nucleotides long. RefSeq lists its product as uncharacterized. The transcript is spliced from 3 exons. The record is from RefSeq and is a predicted model, not a curated record. Bases 1 to 1023 code for a protein of 340 amino acids. Gene Ontology annotation, cellular component: cytoplasm. NCBI's taxonomy places the organism in Eukaryota, Fungi, Ascomycota, Eurotiomycetes, Eurotiales, Aspergillaceae.